AUGUUGUGGUUGCUGCUGCCCUUGUUAUGGACAGGGUCUCUGGCUCAGGACGACCAAUACCAGUUGGAAAUGCAGAGGUCAGUGACAGUACAGGAGGGUCUGUGCACUUUUCUGCCCUGCACCAUCACCUACCCCCACGGCAUGUGGACUGACUCUGACCCAACGUAUGGCUCCUGGUUCCGUGACGGGGCCGAUGUGAACCAGGAUGCUCCAGUGGCCACAAAUCACCCAGGUCAAAAAGUGCAGGAGGAGACCCAGGGCCGAUUCUAUCUCCUUGGAGACCCUCGGAACCACACCUGCUCCCUGGACAUCAGAGACACCAGGAUGGCAGACAACGGGUCAUACUUUUUUCAGGUGGCGAGAGGAAGCAUGAAAUGGAAUUACACAUUGUAUCCGCUCUCUGUUCAUGUGAAACCCCUGACUCAGAAGCCCAACAUACAGAUCCUACGGUCCCUGGUGUCUGGCCGACUCGGCACCGUGACCUGUCCUAUACCCUGGGCUUGUGAUCGGGGCAGAGCUCCCAUCUUCUCCUGGAUGGGCCCCUCCAUUGUCCCUGGAGAUUCCAUGAUCCCCAACUCCUCAGUGCUUACCUUCACCCCACGGCCUCAGGAUCACGGCACCAACCUCACCUGUCAGGUGACCUUCCCUGGAGCAGGUGUGACAACAAAUAGAACCAUUCUGCUCAAAGUAUCCUACUCUCCACAGAAUGUGACCAUAGCUGUCUUCCAAGGAAAUGACACAGAAUCCAACACCGUAAGGAAUGGCUCUUCAGUGAAUGUCCAGGUGGGACAGUACCUGCGUCUGGUCUGUGUUGUCGACAGCAAUCCUCCCUCCACAGUGACUUGGGCCCGGGGGAGCCUCACCCUGAAGCCCUCAAUGCCCUCAGAACCAGAAGUCAUGGAACUGCUGCAAGUAAAAGCUGAAGAUGGAGGGGAAUUCACUUGCCGGGCUCAGUACUCACUAGACUCCCUGCAUGUUUCUUUGAAGCUCUCUGUGCAGAGUAGCUCCUCUUGCUGCCCCUGUGCACCUGGGCGGCCAAAGGAGUCCAGGGCCCUGAUCUUAACCCUGACCAGGGGAUGCCUUAUGGGUGCUGGUUUUGUCUUCACCUAUGGCCUCUUUUGGAUCUACUAUACCUGGUAA
Echinops telfairi (small Madagascar hedgehog) is the source of this 1140-nucleotide messenger RNA. Its product is annotated as sialic acid-binding Ig-like lectin 13. Gene Ontology annotation, biological process: cell adhesion. Gene Ontology annotation, cellular component: plasma membrane. Gene Ontology annotation, molecular function: sialic acid binding. Lineage: Eukaryota; Metazoa; Chordata; Mammalia; Afrosoricida; Tenrecidae. The transcript has 6 exons. The record is from RefSeq and is a predicted model, not a curated record. The coding region runs from base 1 to 1140 and encodes 379 amino acids.